Messenger RNA from Leptomonas pyrrhocoris, 927 nucleotides. RefSeq lists its product as hypothetical. NCBI's taxonomy places the organism in Eukaryota, Euglenozoa, Kinetoplastea, Trypanosomatida, Trypanosomatidae. Gene Ontology annotation, biological process: protein secretion; vesicle-mediated transport. Gene Ontology annotation, cellular component: Golgi membrane. The record is from RefSeq and is a predicted model, not a curated record. The coding region runs from base 169 to 927 and encodes 252 amino acids. The transcript has a single exon.
AGUUUGCACGUGUGUUUCAGCACAGGAGAGAGAGCGCGCGCGCACCUCACACACAUUCGCACUCGUUUGCACCCCCUCAUUAUCACCCCUAUCUUCAGAAAACCAACGGCAAGGAAAAGAUUCACAUAUCAGCAGCUGUGAAAGUAACAGCAAAGCAAAGAACGAAGAAUGGACCAUAACAGCAAAUCAAACUUCGACUUUAGCAGCGCCCCAGCUGUGCAGGGAGGCGCCGACGGUGGCGUCCCCCCACCCGCCUUCAGCAGCGGCGCACCCGAUCCAAACGUGAACUUCGGCAGCGCCGCCGCGCCAGAAGGGCAAACAAUACUGGUAGACACGGUGGACCACGGCGGCUACAAGGGCGUGCAUCCCAUCGCGGCCCUGUUCCACGCGGUGUUCAAGAUCGCGGCCGUUCUUGUGUACAUCUUCGGUGGCACGUUUGGGAUGAGCUACGUUGUGCUGCUCGUCGUGACAAUCCUGCUGCUCGCAGCGGACUUCUGGACGACGAAGAACAUUACCGGGCGCAUUCUGGUCUCCAUGCGCUGGCGAAAUGAGGUGAAGGACGAUGGAUCGACGGAGUGGCUGUUUGAGAGCAGCCCCGAGGCGGACCAGCGCGUCAACGCCUACGACAACUGGUUCUUUUGGGUGUUGCUGAUUGGUAACUUUGUGGCGUGGGUGGUGCUGCUGCUGCUGAACCUUUUCACGCUCAAGUACCUGCCCAUCAAGCUGGCUGCCAUCACUCUUGCGGGGGCGAAUCUUUACGGUUACUUUAAGUGCCGGCGGGACGCGCAGCAGCGGCUGACCAACUUUAUGCUGACGCAGGCGGUCAACCGACCGCAAACGGCGGGCAGAGUGGCCUCUUUCUUCAUGGGCGGUGGUGCCAGUGGCCCCCCGGCUGCUGCGCCGGCUGCGCCGGCUGCGCGGGCGUAG